AUGGACUCCUCGCGCAAGCGUCAGCGCAGUGUUGACGAGGGCAAUGAAUUCGGAGCUUUGGCAUCUCUCUCGCGGCCCAUCAGCCCUCCGCGGAAAAAGUUUCGCCAGGUUGUGCAGAAGUCGCCAUGGCAGCUCACUAGAAUUCGAGAUGUCCCGGAGGAAUUGAACAAGGAUACCGUGACUCUAGAGGACAUCCUCGGUGACCCCUCCAUCACCGAGUGCUGGCAGUUCAACUUUCUUCACGAUAUCCCCUUCGUGAUGGAUGCCUUUGAUCAGCGCGUCAGAGAUUCGGUUCAGUUACACGUGGUUCACGGAUUCUGGAAAAGAAAUGAUUUGAACCGUGUUGUUCUUUCGGAGCACGCAUUGCGACACCCCAACGUGCAUCUGCAUUGCGCGCCUAUGCCUGAGAUGUUUGGGACGCAUCACUCCAAGAUGAUGGUCAUAUUUCGCUCCGACAACACUGCCCAAGUUGUCAUCCACACUGCAAACAUGAUCCCCAAAGACUGGACCAACAUGGCCAACGCUGUCUGGAGAUCCCCAAAGCUCCCAUGGAUCUCGGAACUGGGAAUCCGAAAUCAGCAAGCAGAGCAAUUCUCCAUCGGUAGUGGGGCGAAGUUCAAGAUGGAUUUGUUGGCUUACUUGAUGCAAUAUGACUCCCAUAGGGUUACUUGCAAACAGCUCGUAGAUCGUCUAAUCAAUUUCGACUUCUGCAGCAUACGGGCAACCCUGGUAGCCAGUGUUCCGGGCAGACACAGUUUGUGGGAUGCAAGCAGCCCGGCCUGGGGUUGGGCCGCGUUGAAGCGAGGCUUACAAGGCGUGCCUGUUGAGCCCGGGGAGUCACAAAUCGUGGUUCAAAUAUCUUCUAUUGCGACUCUUGGUGCCAAGGACGAUUGGCUGCAAAAGACGUUGUUUGACACGCUAGCCACCAGCCGGAGCCAGGAUAUGAAGAGGCCAAGCUUCAAGGUCGUCUUCCCCACUGCAGAUGAGAUCCGGAACUCGUUGGAUGGAUACGCCUCGGGGCAAUCGAUUCACACCAAGAUCAAGUCGUCGCAGCAUAUCAGGCAGCUGCACUACCUCCAUCCAAUGCUGCGCCACUGGGCCAACGACAGUGCAAAUGGAGCAGGCAAGUACUUGUCUCGAUCUUUGUCCUCUUGGCGGCCUCUUGAACAGCCGCCUACUAUUAGCGGCGAUAGCGGGCGAAACCGUGCGGCCCCGCACAUCAAGACUUAUACCCGCUUCAACCAGAACAAUUCGAUUGACUGGGCCCUGCUAACAUCGGCAAACAUGUCGAAGCAGGCGUGGGGCGAGGCACCCAAUUCCACCGGGGAUGUUCGAAUCGCUUCCUGGGAAGUUGGCGUGUUGGUGUGGCCAGGGCUGCUCUGUGAAAACGGGGUCAUGGUGAGCUCGUUCCAGUCAGAUACCCCGGGCGCAUCGCCAUUCGCAGAAGGACAACGGCCUCUCAUUGGCCUUCGGAUGCCAUAUAGCAUGCCGCUGCAGGCCUACGGGAAGGGCGAGGUACCUUGGGCUGCAACUGCGGCCCACUCGGAGCCUGAUUGGAAAGGCUUCAGUUGGACGUACACUCCCAGCGACACUGCUUAG
Trichoderma aggressivum f. europaeum is the source of this 1599-nucleotide messenger RNA. RefSeq lists its product as uncharacterized. Gene Ontology annotation, molecular function: double-stranded DNA binding; 3'-tyrosyl-DNA phosphodiesterase activity; single-stranded DNA binding. Gene Ontology annotation, biological process: DNA repair. NCBI's taxonomy places the organism in Eukaryota, Fungi, Ascomycota, Sordariomycetes, Hypocreales, Hypocreaceae. The transcript has 3 exons. The record is from RefSeq and is a predicted model, not a curated record. The coding region runs from base 1 to 1599 and encodes 532 amino acids. Gene Ontology annotation, cellular component: nucleus.